AUGCAAAAUGGGAAGCGCCAUCUCGGGGACGCGGUUGCAACUGGGGCGGCCAUCUUCGUGUUGUCGAGAGGUAUCUUUUCAUCGUUUCCGUCGUUGAAACUUCGAGGCAAGUGUGCUGCCUUAGAGGAACAGCUUACAUCUGCCAGGGCAGCCAUUCACGAACUGCGGGCACAAAAUGAAUCUCUAGCGUGCCAGCUUGACGAAGAAAAACAAAGGACAUCAAAUUUUUCCCUCGAAAAGUUCAAGCAUUCAGAUGAAGAUAUCAUGCUUUACACCGGUUUGCCCUGCUAUGAACAGUUCAUGAGUUUGAUGGAGUUCUUGGACCCAGGUGAACGUGGUUGUAAUGUUUUGCGCACUGAGGGCAGCAGUAGUACAACAAAGUCUACUGCAGGCCGGAAAAGAAAACUUAGUGUAGAAGAUGAACUCUUCUUGGUCUUAGUUCGACUGCGACUUGGUCUGCUUGAGGCUGACCUAGGUCACAGGUUUUGCGUCACGCAAUCUACGGUAUCCAGGAUAUGCACAUCAUGGAUAAACUUCAUGUAUGCCAAGCUCUGCACCCUGCCUCUUUGGGCCCCAAGGGAAGUCAUCGAUGCAACAAUGCCGACUGAGUUACUGCACAAAUAUGCUUCAACAAGGGUGAUCCUUGAUGCGACCGAAAUACGCUGUGAAGUGCCUUCAUCUCUGUCACUACAGUCAAGCACGUACUCGUUUUACAAGUCGUCAAACACAUUUAAAGGCCUCAUAGGGGUGUCACCGAAUGGACUGGUCAGCUUUGUGUCCGAGCUGUUCACGGGAUCCACGUCAGACAGAGAGUGCGUCUCACGGAGUGGGUUCCUGGGGCUAGAUUUCGAAGAAAAUGAUGUCGUAAUGGCGGACAAGGGUUUUCUUAUUGCGGACCUCUUGGAAAAGAAGGGAGUACUUCUGAAUAUGCCCCCAUUUCUGAGAGAUGGGACAUUCUCAAGGGAAGAAGUGCUUCGAACACAAGAGAUUGCUUCCCUACGGAUACAUGUGGAGCGACGAAUACAGCGCAUCAAGGGAUACCACAUCUUCGACAGGCCAAUCCCACUUUCGUUGGCUCCUGUCAUCAACCAAAUCUGGACUGUGACAGCUAUUCUUACAAACUUUCAAAGCCCUUUAAUUCAACACUGA
This is a messenger RNA of Ornithodoros turicata, 1149 nucleotides long. RefSeq lists its product as uncharacterized. Bases 1 to 1149 code for a protein of 382 amino acids. Lineage: Eukaryota; Metazoa; Arthropoda; Arachnida; Ixodida; Argasidae. The record is from RefSeq and is a predicted model, not a curated record. The transcript is spliced from 2 exons.